AAGAAGACGAACACGUUUCUCUUUCGCGAGUUUGGAGCGCAUGAUUGCGCAGGCCGCCAGACGACCGGCUGCGUGAAAGGACCGCAAAGGAUAAAAAGAGACGGCCCGGUUUACGCGAUCCACGUUGUCCUCACCAUUCUCCCUCUCUUUCUCUCUGUCAUACACACAUACACACAUACUUUUCCUCUUUCUCUCUCGCUUACCAUUCUCUCACUCCUUCUGUCUUCCUCCGUCAUUCCUCUCCUUUUUCAGCGGUGUAUCUCCGACACCCUCGCUCAACCUACCACUCUACUUCUCUUUCUCUCUCCCUCUCGUUUCUCCCCUUCCCUCCCCCGCUUAGCCUGCUGUCCCGUCCCUCUAGCGCUCGCACGUUCUCGCUCCCUCCUCCCUCUAUUCCGUCCACCCUUCUCGCUUCCUCUCGCCACGGCCGUCUCGCUUGCACCCGCGACCCGCGUACCUCCGCCUUCCUAUCCGCCGAGCGGAGGACUGGAUUCCGUCGAAAAGAAACGACGAUUCGGAGGAUAGUCGCGACCGAUCAUAGCUGGCGCGUCGAUCGGAUCAACGAAGUGAACUAGCCGCCACGACUAACCGCAUCGCGCGUUACCACCACGACAAGCACCACGUAUUGCGCGCUGCGCGUGUCCGUGCCCUCCGACCUUUUUUUUCCGCGACGUCGGUACCGCGACUCGUGACACUUCGGCAGUGUGCCGGCGGCUGCUUUGCACUCUUUCUGCGGGAAGGGGCUCUUCGGCGCGCCGUCCCUUUUUCAGCUAGCGCGAGUGUGAUUCACAAUACGCGGGGACUGUCAUCCGCUCCAAUUUCUUCACGGACUACUUCGCGAGUGUCACCGCGACGAUAACGGAUGUAGUCCAACAAGAAGACUUGGAAAAACCGUCUGCGCGGUUGUCAUCAAGCUCCGAUCUGUUCUCGCGUGUGACAGUGCGAGUGCAUAUGCCGGCUACGGAUCGUCACCGAUUCCGACAGGAUCGAGUGCGGUCGGACACGGAGCCGCGACGACAGGGCACGCGAGUGUGUUGUCGGCGCGAGUAACACCCUACCGCGAGGGUGUCGUACCCCGCGACAAGAAAGGGUUCUCGCGGUCCCCGCGUGAGCGCUCGCCUCGAGCGCGUGCUGGUGAUCGAGGAAAGCGAAAGUGUGACAAAUCCGCGUAGUGACUGCGUCACGCACAGCGAAUGCCACGGACUUUUGGAACGAUGAUCGCAUAGCAGCGUCCGACCAUCACGGCCCUGAGCGGCCGACACAUCAUGUCACAGUUCUCUUUCCGAGGAUCGCCAAAUCUACAGUGUCCUGUGACAGUUAGCUCGUCGUUGGCGCCGUCCUCGGUCUCGCCAGCCGGUGCAAUUCUGAGCGCAGGAAGCUCGUCUCUGGUCAGCAGCGUAGCCGCUGUUACGACAACGAAUCAUCCUUUAGACGUAGCCGGUCUGUCUCAAGCAAGGAUGGCGGUGACGAGCGCGGUCGUGAGACCGCCUGGUAGUCCCACUACCUCGGUCAGCCCGUCCCAAGGUCAUCCGCCGCCAUCGGCCGGCGGGCCAGCCGCGGCAAGAUGCUGCGACACUGGCCGGCCGAUUUUCACAGAUCCGUUGACAGGUCAGACCGUCUGUUCCUGCCAAUACGAGCUGCUAGGUGGCUAUCAGGCGCGUCUAGGAGGCUUACCUACGGCGGCGCUCUCCAUGUACAGCGCGCCGUAUGCGGCCGCUGCCGCCGCAGCAGCGUCCGAAGGCAUGGCCGCGUACUUCCCCAGUCUGGGCGCGGAACAAGCGCCGUUUUACACACCCACGGCUGCUGGACUGGAUAUGAAAGAAAAUCUAGGUGCUGGAGCUGCAGCAGUAUGGCCUUAUCCUUCGGUGUAUCAUCCUUACGACACUGCUUUCGCGACUUAUCCCUUCGGAAACGGUUACGGCAUGGAUCUAAACGGCGCGAGGCGAAAAAACGCGACACGAGAAACAACGAGUACGUUGAAAGCGUGGCUAAACGAGCACAAGAAGAAUCCUUAUCCCACGAAAGGUGAAAAAAUUAUGCUGGCCAUUAUUACCAAGAUGACACUGACGCAAGUGUCAACGUGGUUCGCAAACGCGCGAAGGCGUUUGAAAAAAGAAAAUAAAAUGACGUGGGAACCGAGAAAUCGAGUCGAAGAUGAAGAUAACAAUAACGAAGAUGAUGAUAGCGGGAGGAAGAGCGUCGAUGAAAAAGAUCGAUUAGAUUCGAAAGACUCGGGUACAGGUUCUAGUGAGGACGGAGAACGACCAGCGCAUCGCCUGGAUCUUUUGCAUGGCGGCAACGGCGGAUCGGCGGUCCAAGGUAGAACCGAAAGUGAGUGGAGCGAGUCGCGAGCGGACAGCGGGCCGGACAGUCCGGAAUGCUUGUACGAUCAGAGAGAACCAAGGCAUCCGCUGCAAUUGCAGCAUCCGGCGUAUCUCACGCCAAAUCACGGUCGGUUAUUACGUCAUCCGUCACCAGAAAGCACAUCGCCGAGCAGUCAACAUCAUAUCCCACCGAGCACUAGCGCGUCGACCACGGGCAGUGCCGUGACCACGAAGCCGCGGAUCUGGUCAUUGGCAGACAUGGCGAGCAAGGAUGGCGAUCAGCAGAAUUCAAAUCCAACUCCUAUAACCGGUCUCGCGUCACCUUACAGCGGAAGUGGAGGUGGCGGGGGUGGCGUUGGCGGCGGCGGUGGUGGCGGCGGUGGCAAUGGUAGCAGCGGCGCAGGAAGUAAACUUGUCAGUCCUCUGGCCAGUCGACUGCCGCCCCAUCAUGCCUUGCAUCCAGCGAUACAUCCGGGUACGCAGUUCGUGAGACCGCAUCCGGACUUCUAUAGGAAUCUUUACGGCGCGUCUCAUCUCGGCUCAGGCGACAUCUCCUUGCUGGAGACCUACUCAAGAACUCUGGGUGGGUUGGGCGGCGUAAUGACGCCGUCCACAGCUCCAAGCAUAUUGACGUCCUCGUCUUCGUCAAUCUCUGUCGCUGGUACGGUAAAACCUUUCACGAUCAACGGGGGUAGCGGUGGCGCGAGCGGCGCAACGGCCGGAUCGGCCGUUUUACUUACUACCACGUCUUCUGGACUGUCGCCGUCGUCGUCGUCGACGGCGUCGUCAGGCGGGUCCGAUCAAUCGCCGCAUCCGGCAGGCGGCAGUCUUCCCGCGACUCAGGAACUCAAGUCUCCCGGACGGGUGUGACUCGACGAUACGACCAAUCGCUAAGAGAGACGCUUAUCGCGCGCUGUACGCUAUGCACCAACCGACGGGCGUUUUGUGUGGUGUGGCUGACAAUAAUCAGAAACUACAAUCUUGUAAUUAGUGUACAGUAUAUCGGGAGAUAAUGAGAUACUGCCCCAACCUUUUUCUCCUUGUUCCUAGUCUUUCUUUUUCAACGUCAGUGUCAAUGUUCAAUUUUCUAAAUCCUUUUCUUUUCCUCGUCCAUUUUUAAUCCGUUUGUUUUUACCUGUCGUUAAUCUGAAUAAAAACGAAAACUUGUAGCACCGACUACCCAUAGUAAUUAUCGCGGUAUAACCGUACCACAACUAGCGUCUCAACUCGACAGUACUAUAUUGCAUAUAAAUACUAUAAAUAUAUAUAAAAACUAUACGAUAAUAAUAAUUAUUAUUUAUGCGUUUGUAAAUAGUAGAGAAAGGCCCAAGUAGAAAUCGUCCGGCCAGUGUAUGUAUUGUAUGUAGAGUAGAUACGCAAUAUUAUUAGCACAUACCUGAGAUCAUAAUUCAUAUUAAUGACGAUUAUUAUUAUUAUGAUUAUUAUGAUUAUUAUUGUUAUUGCAAUGUUUAUAAUAUUAUCGAUUCACGUCGACUUGGUCGAGCAUGAUGAGGUAUGGAUCGUUGGUCGCGGUGACAGAUUGCGAGGGACGAUCACAGUGUGUUCUUGGUGAUUGCAUCCUUGGUUCCUCUUCUCUCUUGUAAGUACUCUCUCUUAUUUAUUUUUGCUAAAGAUUAUCGGCUCGUGAUAAUUUUUUUGCAAGGAACGUGAAGUGUCGAAUUGCAAACUCUCAUUGGGAAUCAAUGUGCUUUUGCCGAUUCGCGGAGUAAAGCGUCGCUCGCAAUCUGCUGCGACAUAUGCAAUUCCGUCGCGCGUUUUAUCGCCAUUGCGCACAAAUAAAAAAUUCACAUUCGGCUGUCGAGACCUCGAGAACAAUUGUAAGAAUAUCUCAGGUCGCGCGGAUCGAUAAAGUUACACGAGAAUAAAGCCUCGAGGGCGCAACGGCUGUCAACAUAUCAUGUCAUGUCGAGAGUGAACGAUCGCCAUCAUCUUUUAGUCAUUCGUGUCCAAAAUUUCACGCGAGCUCGCUGAUGUCAGACAUUGGCAGACAUCGCGCAGACUGUGUCCUUUCGCAAUAAACGAAUCAUUACGGAAAACAAGC
Messenger RNA from Pseudomyrmex gracilis, 4386 nucleotides. RefSeq names its product iroquois-class homeodomain protein IRX-3-like (gene mirr). NCBI's taxonomy places the organism in Eukaryota, Metazoa, Arthropoda, Insecta, Hymenoptera, Formicidae. Gene Ontology annotation, cellular component: nucleus. The coding region runs from base 1266 to 3194 and encodes 642 amino acids. Gene Ontology annotation, biological process: neuron differentiation; cell development; regulation of transcription by RNA polymerase II. The record is from RefSeq and is a predicted model, not a curated record. Gene Ontology annotation, molecular function: DNA-binding transcription factor activity, RNA polymerase II-specific; RNA polymerase II cis-regulatory region sequence-specific DNA binding. The transcript is spliced from 5 exons.